Molecule: messenger RNA, 2020 nt
Organism: Aspergillus pseudotamarii
Lineage: Eukaryota; Fungi; Ascomycota; Eurotiomycetes; Eurotiales; Aspergillaceae
Exons: 2
Coding region: 105-1796 (563 amino acids)
Biological process (GO): transmembrane transport
Source: RefSeq, a predicted model, not a curated record
CUUGCCUGCACUGUGGUCGCAUUAGCGCUACAUAUGCCAAUGAUCCUCUGGUCCAACUUGAUGAGUUCUAUAGUACGCUAAGGGGUAGGUAUUGAGCGCGUGCCAUGCAGCCUCGGGGGAUCGCCUGGACCCAUCUUCUGCUCAACCUUGCCGUCUAUGUCCUAGGCUGUCAAGCCGCAUGGGUGCGGAAGUACCACUGUGAUUCCUCGCGAUCCAGUGUCCCAGGAGAGUCCCCAUUCUGGAUUGACAGCUUCCGCGGCUCAUUGGACACGUUCGAUGGCUCGACUUCACUGUCGUUGUCAAUCCUCGGUGUCCACAAUGAGUCCCAGUUUGCGUGCGAUGACCUCAACCUGACCGGGCUUGACACGGAAUUGCGCUUUCAUGUGCUUGGCUUCCCCGUUGGCAAGGUGGGGCAUUAUGAGAGCCAAUGUCCUCUGCCACCUACUGACCCGUUGAUACCUCCGGAGGGGUUGCUUUUCUCAAAGUAUCUAUUUACGUACUCCUUCGGUAGUACACACCGGCUGCACACUCUCGCCGCUGAGAUUGGUUUUCAAACCACUGACGGGCUCGAAAUCGACUGCGCGGCGGUGAAGAUCACCCCAGAUGUUGGGAAAGCCGCCGCUAUAGCCUUUACCUAUAUACCCGCCGCUGUGGUGGUCCUUGUCGCGAUCACUUCGUGGCUCAAGCACCAGAAUAAGGCGGGGGUGAAAUCGGUGGUAGAAUCCAGAGCCGCGUGGGCUAACCAGGGCCCUAUAUGGGAGAUCAUCCUCGAUAUCACCGACUAUAUACGAUACCUUCAGUUCAUCUUUCUGGCUGGCUCACUUACUAUAGAAUAUCCGGGCUUCUACCAGCCAAUAGUAAGUCAGGUGGCCUGGUCCUCACUGUUAUAUUGGACAGGCCCUAUUGAUCAUGGUUUUACGUACACAGGAGUAGAGGAUGGUAUGUAUGUGAGCAAUGCAUCGUAUGGGCUCGAGUAUAUGGUGCAGAUGCUCGGCUUUCCUCAGAUGCCUGAUGUCAUGCUCGAUGCGUUUAUCAAUCUUUUCAUUCUGGUUUCUGGUCUUAUUGUGGUUCUUCUGGUUAUUUGCCUGAUAACGUCAGGUUCGGGCUACUUGCCUUCGUUGACCGCAAUUCUUUGGCAGGGAGGUUAUAUCGUCCUAGGGGUGACUCUCUCAUUCUUCAGUCUCCCUCUUCUGUCCUACAUGUCAUACGAAUUGAUCCUGAUUGGAUACCUUCCCAACUACCGCGUCACUCUAGUCAGUUUGACAAUGGCUGCCAUAGUUUGCGCAAACUAUCUGAUCUUCCGUCAUUUUGAGCAAAAGGAUCUGAGCGAUACAUCGUCUGCGGAAGGUUCUGACCAAGACAAUUCGCUGACCGGUCCAAGGAGGCUGCUGCAAUACUUGGAUUAUCUACCGCAUGCUAUUCCACUAGCACAAGGUAUUAUAAUCGGUGGGCUACAGGACUGGGGCCUGGCACAGCUACUUGUGCUUGUUGGGUUUGAAGUCGUUGUCCUGAUCCAUACGGCCACACAGCGGCACGCCGGCUUUUUUAUAUCCAAGACCGCCUGGUGCGCUGCUGUUCGCUUGCUAUCUCUCAUGCUGAGCCUUGCAUUCGUGUGCACUUCGAGCGAGGUGACGAAUCAAUGGGUCGGCUAUGUGAUCUUGUGCCUUCAUGGCGCGGUAAUAAUCUUCGGGUUUCUUCUUAUCUCGCUCUGGGAGCUAUCCCGAGCUACCUCGAAAAGAAAUGGUAGAAAUAAUGAUACAUUGUCGGAGGACAUGAUUGUGAUGCCGGUAGGUUAGCCAAGAUUUUCUCACCUAUCAUACCUACUUGCAGGAACUCACCAGUUAUCAGCCUCUGAAUCAUGACGACCGUUCCUUUAAUCCUCAAGACGCCGAUGCCAUGCACCGAGCGAAAAGCCCGAACUACAGUCUUAAUAAGCCUAGUUUCGACAGCCUGGCCAGCUCCUACCGCUUGGGGUCAGCUGGGACAUCCCUUGAACGCCCUAAGGAGAGUCGCAACUCGG